AUGAAAAAUUCGAUAAUUUUAUUGGAUUUCAAGCAACUGGAAAGAAACGCUUCUGUUGUUUCGAACAGCAAUAACGUACAACAAAAAUUUUUAGUGUGGUUGACUGUGCACGUUGUCAAUGGUCGUCUAGAAAGAGAUACUUGUUUUGGCGAAAAUUACAACGACGUUGCUUGCGACACUAGAAAUGAAGCAAAUCCCAAACAGUUAGAAGCAGGCCAACUUCCUCGGAUCGGUUAUAUCCCAUUAGCAUAUCGCAAAGCUCGCAAUCUCGCUGUCGAUGCUGUUUUGGUACCGGGACUCAACUGGAAAACGGUAGUUGAAACAAUCGAAAGAAUUCUCCCUCAAUUAGAAGCUGUCGGAGAAAAUCUUGAACACUGGAAUACUGAUAGUGACGAGACCUGGUCAGUAAUAAAACUUCGACAGUUUCUCGGAAAAUUAAUAAAAAGAAACGACCAAGUAACUAAAAGUCAAGCACCAAUGAUUGUAAUUAUAAGAGAAGACCUUGUUCGUUUUGUAACAAAGAUCAUUGGGAUAGUGAUUGAAACUUAUCCUACUUUAAAGCAAAGAUUAGAACGUUUAAUUAAGAUUAAAGCCUGUCGAAAAUGUCUCAAAGGGGGACACAUAGAGGCCAAUUGUAAAUAA
This is a messenger RNA of Dracunculus medinensis (Guinea worm), 642 nucleotides long. NCBI's taxonomy places the organism in Eukaryota, Metazoa, Nematoda, Chromadorea, Rhabditida, Dracunculidae. The record is from the annotation of a GenBank genome assembly.